This is a messenger RNA of Arabis nemorensis, 702 nucleotides long. Lineage: Eukaryota; Viridiplantae; Streptophyta; Magnoliopsida; Brassicales; Brassicaceae. The record is from the annotation of a GenBank genome assembly.
AUGUUUGAUAGAAACAACGUUGUUGCGUGUGCCAAGCACUUUGUUGGAGAUGGUGGUACGGAUAAGGGCACAAACGAAGGGAACACCAUUGUGUCAUACGAACAUUUGGAGAAGAUACAUCUUGCUCCAUAUCUGAACUGUCUUGCUCAGGGUGUCUCAACGGUUAUGGCGUCUUACUCCAGUUGGAACGGACGUAAACUCCACUCUGAUUAUUACCUCUUAACAGAACUUCUCAAACAGAAACUCGACUGGGAAGCUUUGGACCGGCUUAGCGAGCCACUGGGUUCAAACUACCGCAACUGCAUCAAAAUGUCUGUUAAUGCUGGAGUCGAUAUGGUGAUGGUGCCUUUCAAGUACGAACAUUUCAUAAAGGACCUGAUAGAUCUGGUGGAAUCAGGGGAAGUGCCCAUGGCUCGGAUAGAUGACGCUGUUGAAAGAAUUCUGAGAGUGAAGUUUAUCGCGGGUCUUUUUGAACAUCCUCUCACAGACCGGUCUUUAUUGGAUACUGUUGGCUGCAAGGAACAUAGAGAAUUGGGGCGUGAAUCGGUUAGAAAGUCAUUAGUUCUGCUAAAGAACGGCAAAAAUCCUAAGAAUCCGUUUCUGCCACUAGAUCGCAAUGCCAAGAAAAUUCUAGUCACUGGAACGCACGCGGACGAUUUGGAUAUCAGUGUGGGGGAUGGACUAAGGCAUGGUUCGGUCUAA